Molecule: messenger RNA, 2549 nt
Organism: Medicago truncatula (barrel medic)
Lineage: Eukaryota; Viridiplantae; Streptophyta; Magnoliopsida; Fabales; Fabaceae
Product: auxin response factor 3
Exons: 11
Coding region: 239-2287 (682 amino acids)
Biological process (GO): response to hormone; regulation of DNA-templated transcription
Cellular component (GO): nucleus
Molecular function (GO): DNA binding
Source: RefSeq, a predicted model, not a curated record
AAAAAAGAAACAAAAGGGAAUUCAGCUGAGAGAGUGAUAGCUCAGUGGAGGAAGAGAGAGAAAGAAAGUCUCUUUCUUUUUAGCAAUGCCAAAGUUACUCAACAAAACCUCACAAACUGUGAAAAAAUGCAGUCAUGAAAUCAGUCUUUGAAAAAAUAAUCUUCACAAAAACAACUAUAGAACUUCUUCAUAGUUCAUACCCACUUGUUAACAUUGCUAAAAAAAGAAACUUUCUCACAUGGGGUUAAUCGAUCUCAACACUACAGAGGAUGAUGAAACACCAUAUUCAGCUAUUUCUUCUUCAUCUUCUUCUUCUCACUCUGGUAUAAGCACUUCUGCUUCAGCAGCUAUGGUUGUUCCUCCACCUCUUCCUCCUCAAGGUUCUGUUUGUUUGGAGCUAUGGCAUGCUUGUGCUGGUCCUUUGAUCUCUUUACCAAAGAAAGGAAGCAUUGUUGUUUAUGUUCCACAAGGACACUUUGAACAAGCUCAUGAUUUUCCUGUUUCUGCUUGUAAUAUUCCACCUCAUGUUUUCUGUCGUGUUCUUGAUGUUAAGCUUCAUGCUGAGGAAGGGAGUGAUGAAGUGUAUUGCCAAGUCUUGUUGGUUCCUGAAAAUCAGCAACUGGAGCAAAAUGUUCGUGAAGGGGUAAUUGAUGCUGAUGCAGAAGAGGAGGAUACUGAAGCUAUUGUGAAGUCAACAACACCCCAUAUGUUCUGCAAGACUCUCACAGCUUCUGACACUAGCACUCAUGGAGGAUUCUCAGUGCCUCGUCGAGCUGCUGAAGACUGCUUUCCUCCCCUGGAUUACGGCCAGCAGAGACCUUCACAAGAGCUUGUAGCGAAGGAUCUGCAUGGCUCAGAGUGGAGGUUCCGACAUAUAUACAGGGGGCAGCCAAGGAGGCAUUUGCUCACAACUGGGUGGAGUGCAUUUGUUAAUAAGAAGAAGCUUGUGUCCGGUGAUGCUGUGUUGUUUCUUAGGGGCGAGGAUGGAGAACUGAGACUAGGGAUUCGAAGGGCGGUGCAGUUGAAAAGUUCUGGUUCCUUUGGAGGUCUCUCUGGUAUGCAACUGGAUCCUGGCUCUCUCAUGGAUGUUGUGAAUGCUUUAUCCAAAAGAUCUGCUUUUAGUGUUUGCUAUAAUCCAAGGGUCAGUUCUUCAGAAUUCAUCAUACCUGUCAACAAGUUCUUGAAGAGCCUUGAUUGUUCUUAUUCCGCUGGAAUGAGGUUCAGGAUGCGUUUUGAAACUGAAGAUGCUGCAGAGCGAAGGUUCACUGGAUUAAUUGCUGGAAUAAGUGAUGCGGAUCCUGUUAGAUGGCCAGGAUCAAAAUGGAAAUGCCUAUUGGUAAGGUGGGAUGACAUAGAAGCAUCGAGGCAUAAUAAUAGGGUUUCCCCAUGGGAAAUCGAGCCAUCUGGUUCUGCUUCCAAUUCCAGCAACCUGAUGGCAGCUAGUUUGAAGAGGACCAGGAUUGGAUUCACUUCAGCAAAGCUAGAAUUUCCAGUUCCCAAUGGGAUUGGAGCGUCAGACUUUGGGGAAUCAUUAAGAUUCCGAAAGGUCUUGCAAGGUCAAGAAAUUAUGGGCAUGAAUACUCCCUAUGACAGUAUUAAUGCUCAGAGUCCCCGGUUAUAUGAGCUAGGGAGGUGCUAUCCUGGUUCAAACUGUUCCGGGAUUGCUGCAACAGGAAAUAUCAGAAUGCACCCAGCGGCUUCUGAUUUUCCCUCUAAUGGCAUAGGCUUUGGUGAAUCUUUCAGAUUCCAAAAGGUCUUGCAAGGUCAAGAAAUUCUUCUGUGCCCACCCUACGGACGAGCCUCGUUUGACGAGGCCCGUGGAAGUGGUUGCAUUGGACGUUAUGAUGGUUAUCCAAUGCUCGGCUCCAGAAAUGGAUGGCCUGCACAGAUGCACGACGCUGCUACACAUUUGCAUGCAUCUGUUACAUCUGGACAAGUUUCGUCUCCGUCGUCUGUGUUAAUGUUCCAGCAGGCUGUUAAUCCAGUUUCAAACUCUCGUUAUGAUAAUAUUAAUCUCAACCAGGGUUCAUACAUAUCUGAAGCUAAAAGUGGAAUGUUUGCGCCUUCCCUAUCUGACAAGCCUAUUUUAUCUAGUGGACUAGCUCUGGAAGGCACAACUUCUUUUGGUGUGCAUGAUUUUCAUAAUAAUAAUAAUUUGUUGGAUGGUUCAAGGUCUCGUGAUUCAGUGUUAGCGAUGAGAGACAAUCAAGAUAUGGUUUCUUGUAAAACUGGCUGCAGACUCUUUGGGUUUUCAUUAACCGAUGACACACACAUUGGCGGCGGUUGAGAGUAACCGUACCAAAGGUGUAUUGCAGCAUUGAUGAGAGGAGAACCAUGUGUGCUGGUUAUGUGCUUUUAUUGUAUUAAUAACUUCGGAUUUCAGGAAACAGAAAAAUUGUUAUUCUAUUUCUGUAAUUUGUAUUUUAAAGUGGUACUGACCUACUCAGAGUGCUUGUGUAUUAAAUUUAUGUGUACUCUUUUGUGUUCCACAGAGAUGCAUUGUAUUGAUUAAAACUAUUAUGGUAGUUCUGUGCAUGUUUAUGUAUCCA